AUGUACGCUGUCAACAACCAUGUUUCGAAUGCAUUGAAACGUUUGCUGAUCACAUCUACAGCACCGGCCGAAAGAGCCAGGGCACUCGUCUCGCUCUACACGCUAGAAGAAAAGAUCAAUGCUACCGGUAGUACAGCCCCAGGGGUUCCGCGCCUUGGUAUACCGCCUUAUGAAUGGUGGUCUGAGGGACUUCAUGGCAUCGCCGGGCCAUUCACAAAUUUCUCCGAGGAGGGCGAUUACAGCUACUCGACAUCUUUUCCGCAACCUAUUUUGAUGGGUGCAGCAUUUGACGACCAACUCAUUACCGAUGUGGCUACUGUUAUUGCGACGGAAGCCAGGGCUUUCAACAACGCAAACAGGACUGGCUUAGACUUCUGGACACCGAACAUCAACCCUUGGAACGGGAAUCUGCGUUACCAAUUCGAUGCGCAGAUAUCUCAGCAGGAUCUUGUUGAAUACUAUCUGCCACCAUUCCAGAGCUGCGCCCGUGACUCCAACGUCGGAGCCUUUAUGUGCUCUUACAACUCGGUCAAUGGAGUACCAACCUGCGCAGAUCCUUACCUCCUGCAGACCAUCCUGCGAGAGCACUGGGGAUGGACGAAUGAGGAACAGUGGGUGACAAGUGACUGCGAUGCUGUACAAAACAUAUAUCUGCCCCAUGAAUGGGCCUCCACUAGAGAGCAAGCUGCUGCUGACGCUCUCAUUGCUGGUACAGACGUAAACUGUGGUACUUACAUGCCCAAUCACCUACCGGCUGCGUUUGCUCAAGGUAUUGUCAACGAGACUGUACUCGACCAAGCUCUGACCCGUCAGUACUCAUCUUUGGUCCGGUUGGGCUACUUUGACCCGCCCGAGAACCAACCGUAUCGCCAGCUUGGCUUUGAGGCUGUUGCAACCAACGCCUCACAAAAGCUUGCUUACAAGGCCGCUGUUGAGGGCAUAGUGCUGCUCAAGAACGAUGGACUUUUACCGCUCUCACUCGAUUCUUCCACUUCGCUUGGCCUCUUCGGCGGCUGGGCAAAUGCGACGGAAGAUUUACUCGGAAACUAUGCCGGUGUAUCAACCUAUCUCCACAGUCCGCUAUGGGCUGCCCAGCAGCUCAACGUGACAGUCAACUAUGCAACAGGACCUGGUGGACAAGGCGAUCCAACCACUGGUGGGUGGCUUUCUGUAUGGCCAGCUGCGAGUGCUAGCGAUGUGAUCAUCUAUGUUGGUGGCAUUAACAAUGAUGUCGAAGAAGAAGGAAUGGACCGUGGUUCGAUCGCAUGGACGGGCGCGCAGCUUGACGUCAUCGGGCAACUUGCUCAGCAGGGCAAGCCGAUGGUAGUCGUGCAGAUGGGAGGAGGCCAGAUUGAUUCAUCGCCCAUCGUAAACAAUCCUAAUAUAUCGGCUUUGCUUUGGGGUGGAUACCCAGGGCAAGACGGAGGCGUUGCUAUCAUUGACAUCAUCACUGGCAAGGCUGCACCAGCAGGUCGUCUACCGACAACGCAAUAUCCAGCUUCCUUCAUCAACGAGGUUCCGAUGACCGACAUGUCACUAAGACCCGGUCGCAACAACCCUGGGCGCACGUACAAAUGGUACAAUGGCACCGCUGUGUUCGAGUUUGGGAGCGGAUUGCAUUAUACCAACUUCUCCGCCUCCAUGACGUCCAAUGUAUCGGCAGGGUUUGACAUUGCCGAAUUGAUGGCCACUUGUCACAGCUCGAACGUAACGUACCCAGACCUGUGUCCCUUUGGCGCACCAGUUCAGAUCGAAGUCACCAACAUGGGCAACACUACUUCAGACUACGUCACGCUGGGCUAUCUCGCUGGCACAUUCGGCCCUGCACCACAUCCAAAGAAAUCGCUUGUGGCCUAUCAGCGCUUGUUCGCACUCAGUGCUGGCUCUUCGGCUACUGCCAGUCUCAAUCUUACGCUCGGAUCCUUAGCGCGAGUAGAUGAUAAAGGCAACAAAAUCCUAUACCCUGGCGACUACAGUCUGCUCAUUGACAAUCAGCCUCUGACCUCCUUUAAUUUCACCUUGACCGGAGAUCAGGUGAUGUUGGAUGAGUGGCCGCAGCCACCCGCAAACCGGACCGGACAAGGUGUGAGCGGGUUUGAGGAUUACUUUGUGGGAGGUUACGGAAGCGAUCAGAAGCCUGUCUCUACAUGA
Messenger RNA from Didymosphaeria variabile, 2151 nucleotides. RefSeq lists its product as uncharacterized. Gene Ontology annotation, biological process: xylan catabolic process; arabinan catabolic process. The transcript is spliced from 4 exons. Gene Ontology annotation, molecular function: xylan 1,4-beta-xylosidase activity; alpha-L-arabinofuranosidase activity. The record is from RefSeq and is a predicted model, not a curated record. Gene Ontology annotation, cellular component: plant-type cell wall. The coding region runs from base 1 to 2151 and encodes 716 amino acids. Lineage: Eukaryota; Fungi; Ascomycota; Dothideomycetes; Pleosporales; Didymosphaeriaceae.